AUGGAUACCCAGCACCCAGUAUUUGAUGAUCAUUACCUAAAGGUCUACCUUGGAGCCGAUCCCUUCUUCCAAUCCCGUUGUGUGAACACAGCCGGUAACUACACUGCAAACAGCACCUACCAGGCCAACCUCAACACCAUCUUCUCUCAGCUCACUUCUCAAACAGAUUUCAACUAUGGCUUCUAUAAUCUGUCGGCUGGUCAGAACUCCAACCGUGUUAACGCGAUUGCACUCUGCAGGGGAGACAGAAACCAAAACGAUUGCAACACUUGUCUAAACGAAACCAUAUCCCAACUCGGGCAACAAUGUCCGUUGUACAAGGAGGUGGUCGGAUGCCGAGCCGCCUCGGCGGGUCCUCUCCGGAAGUAUGCGGCGGAUAACUCGACUGUAGGCUUGUUUCAAAGAGUAUACGCUCUGGUACAGUUCAGUCCGGAUUUGGCCGAGCAACAAUGUGGCGAUUGUUUAAGUGUGGCUAAGAAUGGGAUUGGAAGUUGUUGCUUAGGAAGAAGGGGAUGCCGAAUUCUUAGACCAAGUUGUUUCUUGAGGUAUGAGUCUGACCAAUUUUAUCAGACUCCAAUUCCGCUACCGUCAACUCCGCCCCCUGCGACUCCUCCUCCUCCUCCUCCUCCCCCUCUACUACUAGAGACACCUCAAUCUCCAUAUGGAUCACAGACAUUGAUGCCAAUGUUUCCACAGUUUUCAUAG
Molecule: messenger RNA, 705 nt
Organism: Hibiscus syriacus
Lineage: Eukaryota; Viridiplantae; Streptophyta; Magnoliopsida; Malvales; Malvaceae
Product: cysteine-rich receptor-like protein kinase 29
Exons: 4
Coding region: 1-705 (234 amino acids)
Source: RefSeq, a predicted model, not a curated record